Messenger RNA from Dipodomys ordii (Ord's kangaroo rat), 777 nucleotides. Its product is annotated as CMRF35-like molecule 1. The coding region runs from base 230 to 538 and encodes 102 amino acids. Lineage: Eukaryota; Metazoa; Chordata; Mammalia; Rodentia; Heteromyidae. The transcript is spliced from 2 exons. The record is from RefSeq and is a predicted model, not a curated record.
UCAAACCCAGGGCCUCAUGUAUGCCAGGCAAGCACCCUACCACUAAGCCACAUUCCCAGCCCCUGAACUUGUAGCCUCUGUAGAGUCUGGGAGGAAGGAGGGCCUAGAAGCAGCCUGAGAGAAGGAGGCCCAGGUAUUGGGAGGGGGGAGGGAGGACUAGAGCUGGGGUCACAGGGAAGCAGAGAGGCUCCUGUCUCUCCCUGGAAGGAGAACCUGGACCCACAGGCUGAUGCGGUCACCCCCAGCCUGCACCCCCCCUUUGCAGCCUCAGGAAGAUGAACUCUGCUACGCAAACCUGUCCCUGCACCAGCCAGGAGCCUCCUCCAGUUCGUCCCAGCACAAGGCCUCCAUCAAGCCUUCUUCCGCUGGCCAGGAGGAAGUGGAAUAUGUCACCAUGGCUCCCCUUCCCAAGACGGAGGUUUCUUACGCCUCUCUGUCUUCGGACGCUUUGCAUCAGGAGCCAACCUACAGCAACACCCAUAUUCCUGGCACUGGCCCCGAGACGACCACAGAAUACAGCAGCGUCAGGUGGCCCUAGCCUCUGCUUACAGCCUUUCUCCUGGACCUGGACAAUGUCUGCGAGCAUGUUCCUGUUCGUCUGCUUUCUGUACCUGGCCCCAAGCAAGUCCAACUGGUGCUUGAGACUCUGGGAUCAACCAGCACAGUUCCCCAUCCCUGUCCCUCCUCCCCCAGGCUUGGGAAGAGGCUGAGGGCACACUCUGGGAAUGCCAUGGGAAUUGUAAUGGUGAUAAUGAUAUUAAGAGUAGUUAACCUUUA